Molecule: messenger RNA, 873 nt
Organism: Moneuplotes crassus
Lineage: Eukaryota; Ciliophora; Spirotrichea; Euplotida; Euplotidae
Source: the annotation of a GenBank genome assembly
AUGAUAAGUUCGUCAACUAAAGAGCGGCCUCAGAGGAUUCUUGCAAGAAUAUCCAGAGAUAUUGAGGAGAUACUGGUUAAAUUUGGAAAGAAUUCUGUUAGGAAAAAGAGCCUAAUUCCAUCUACUCAGUCAGAUAAGAUAGAUGUUUAUGUGCAAGAACCACAUGAGAAAGAACUUGAAAUUGAAACACCUCAGUCAAGAAAACCAGCAAUGUCCAGCAGUCUUAGCUGAUACAAUGAAGAUAAUAAAGGAGAGGCUGAAAUGGACUAUGAUGAUUCAACCUCAGAUAAUUCAUCAUUACAGCUCCAGAAAAACAUAAUUAUUCCCUUAGCAACUGUUAAAUCAGAGGAUGGAGAAAAAUUGAUAUACCAUUGGCACAUAAUCAUCCCUCCGAGAUACCCCUUUGAGCCUCCGCAUGUGUAUAAUCUGAACAAUAUUACACAUGAUGAUAUUGAUUCUUCAGGGAGGCUUCUAGUUAAAGCACUUUCUAAAGACUGGUCUGCGGUUUUAACCCUGAGCUCAGUAAUCUGCAUUCUGGAGCUAUUCAUCUGUGGUACCUUAAAAGAUAUGACACCACAAGACAUUCUUCAUCUAGACAGUAAUUACGAUUCAAGCUCUAACUCUAAAGGCUAUGAUCUCGAGGGCAUUCAGAGGAAGGGAAAGGAUUUUUACUUCAGAAAGAGAAGAUAUGAAAGUAUGGAAAGAGAUGAUUCCACUCAGACAAGUCCUUAUGAAAGUCCUAUCUUUAAGAAGUCCAGAAAAAGAAUUAAUAAAGGAUAUGACCUAAAUGAAGAAAUAUUGAUUUCUACAUUUAGCAAAAAGCUGAAACUUGAAAAAUAAGCAGUAAAUGUGUUUGGAUAAAUUUCUAUCUUC